AUGGCAGUUAGAAUUGAUGAAGUCCUAAGAUUUAUGGAGGAAAGUUUAGCAGCUGUGGGGGCUCCACUGGCGGAGGCCAAGGCCCAGGCGGAUCUCUUGAUCCAUGCCGAUUUAGUCGGGCACUUUAGCCACGGCCUCAAUCGUCUCGAACUCUAUAUCAAUGACAUGACGAAUGGCAUUUGUAAGCCAGCUGCAAGCCCGGUGAUAUUAAAGGAAUCGGCCGCUACAGUUUGGGUGGAUGGAGCGCAUGCUUUGGGUGCUACAGUGGGAAACUUCUGUAUGGACUUAGCCAUAAAGAAGGCAAAAGAAAGUGGAGUAGGGUGGGUCUCAGCUAAAGGAUGUAACCAUUUUGGAAUGGCUGGCUACUGGGCUCUAAAGGCAGAGCGUGAAGGUCUAAUCGGCAUGGCUUUUACCAAUUCUGCGCCAAUUAUGACGCCUACGAGGUCUAAAAACAGCGCAAAUGGUACGAACCCCAUCGCGAUGGCAGCACCAGCAGGUGGCGGCGACUCAUUAGUGGUUGAUAUGGCAACUACCACGGCUGCUAUGGGCAAGGUGGAAAUACAGAUGCGUAAAGGAGAAAUGAUACCAGAAGGCUGGGCUCUCGGGCCAGACGCUAAGCUAACCACAGAUGCUGAACUGGCGUUUGAAGCUGGACGACUUAUGCCGCUCGGUGGUUUCGAGCAGACUAGCGGUUACAAAGGCUACGGUUUAAGUGUAAUGGUGGAACAGUUCUGUAGUGGUCUAUCUGGAUCGAACCCAUCCCAUAAAGUGCCCGGUUGGUCAUACACACAGACGCAACCUCCCAACAUGGGCCAAUGCUUUGUGGCUAUCGACCCGGAACGAUUCGCACCUGGCUUCCAAGGCAGAGUAAAGGAUUGCCUGGAUCAUUACAGAAGUCUGGAACCAGUUGACCCAGCGCUUCCAGUUUUAGCUCCAGGUGACAAAGAGAAAAAGAAUGAAUCUAUAACACGAGAGAGGGGAACAAUCAUCUAUCCACAACCCCAAAUCGAGUCGUACAACAAAUUAGCUGUGAAAAUUGGUGUAGAUCCUAUUAAAACAGAAUUUAUAUAA
Molecule: messenger RNA, 1071 nt
Organism: Pieris macdunnoughi
Lineage: Eukaryota; Metazoa; Arthropoda; Insecta; Lepidoptera; Pieridae
Source: the annotation of a GenBank genome assembly